AUGGCAGACUUCGACCCAGCCUUGCCGGACCUGCCUGCCCUGUACUACCGACGCCUCUUCCCCUCGGUCUACGGGCGCUGGCUCCGCUACGGCGACGUGACAAAGAACUACUUUCAACGGCGAGAGUUCUCAUUCACGCUCCGCGAUGAUAUUUAUGUGCGGUACCAGUCUUUCAACACACCCCAGGAACUGGAGAAAGAGAUCCAGAAAGUGUGCCCUUACAAAAUUGACAUUGGAGCCGUGUUCUCACACAAGCCCAUCCAGCACAAUACUGUUCAUAUGAGUGCUUUCCAAGCCCAGGAGAAAGAGCUGGUGUUUGACAUUGACAUGACAGAUUAUGACGAUGUUAGACGAUGCUGCAGCUCUGCAGAGAUCUGCUCUAAGUGCUGGACUCUCAUGACGAUCGCCAUCCGCAUCAUAGAUCGGGCACUUGUAGAGGACUUUGGCAUUAAGUACCGCCUCUGGGUGUACUCAGGACGAAGAGGUGUGCACUGCUGGGUGUGUGAUGAGUCAGUCAGAAAGUGGUCUUCAACACUCCGCUCGGCGGCAGCAGAAUAUCUCACCAUAGUGAAGGGUGGUGAAGAAACCAUCAAAAGUUCGUCAGAAUUCGAAGAAAACCAAGAUUCAGUUCAGCGCUGGAAACUUUUGAAAAAACAGAAACUGGAACGCACUGAGUGGGAAAUCAUGCUACAGUACUGCUUUCCUCGGCUGGAUAUUAACGUUAGCAAAGGAAUUAACCACUUGCUGAAGAGCCCAUUCAGUGUUCACCCCAAAACAGGUCGUAUUUCGGUACCAAUUGACCUAACAAAAUUAGAUGAAUUUGAUCCAUUCGCUGUUCCCACUAUCAGCCGCCUCUGUCAUGAGCUAGACACGAUUAGGAAUGAUGAUGGGGAUGGAAAGGAAAAUGAAGGAGGGACUGAAUGUACUCGCAGGAGCAGAGAUUACAGGAAAACCAGCCUUGCUCCAUAUGUGAAAGUUUUUGAGCAGUUUGUGGAGGAAAUGGAAAGCUCACAGAGAGGGGAACGUCUCAGGGCUAGCGACAUGCAGCUGGAUUUUUGAAGUCUUUUGAGCUCUUGAUGCAGAGCAGUGAUGGCCAGCCAGAUAGCAGUGAUUCAUUGUAGAAGGAACUCAAUUAAGUCUUUUCUUAAAUUCUUGCAGUGACCAGCUUUAUUUAGAGAACCGAACAAAACUGAUCUUCCAUUUUGCUGUCUGUUUAUUCUCCAAGAACCUGUUCAGACCUUAACUGUAUGGAAGUCACUCCCCCCCCCCCAGCAGCUACCUCUUAACCAGUGCUUGCCUUGCCUACUAUUUCAGCCUUUUAAGUGAAUUCUACCCAUAUAGAAUUUGGGUCAAGCUGCUGCUUAAGCAAGUUUUACAGCUUAAAAACCAGAUGUAAAUAAAACAUAAAUGGCACAAUUAUCUGGUUUCACUGAAUUAUGCAUGUGCUCAUAUCUUACCCAAUGAACUCAGGACUCCUGAAAAGAACUGAAUUUUGGCUGCAUUGUGAUAUUUAAUAUUGACAUAUGCAACUGCAUAAAGAUAUGUAUGUUUAAUACUGACAUACUUAUGUAUGGCUCUGUGCCUUUUGGGCAACUGUUCAAAGAAACUGGCAAACAUGCAUAAUUCAUUUUCUACAGUCAGGAGGGUUUGCUUCUACAGCACAAAAGAUAUAAUCAAUAUAGUUCCAUUUUUUUAUUUAUUUUCCACCCAGAGCUUACAACGAGUUUUGCUUUGGUUUUUUUUUGGGGGUGCGGGGGUUGUUUUGUUUUGACAAGGUGGGGCGAGACUACAACUCCCAGACCAUCCCUGUGUCCUACAACCAGCUUGAUCACUAUAGUAGCUGGGGAAUCUAAAAAAAAAAGUAAACUCACAGCGAAGACAAAGGAACUGUAUGAUAAACAUUAUGUACUUGAAAUAUUGUGUUCAACCACAGAUUCAAAUAAGCCUAAAAUUUGAAGAGUAAAACAGAAAACAUAAGUGUCCCUUGAUGUGACAGGCAGUACAUUUCUUUGUGCCACUGCAGUCUAUCACAAAUAUUUAUUGCUUUAGGAGGAAGAAAACAAAGUGAGUAUGUAACACCGCUGAGGUGGAAGCACAAUCUUCCCCUCCUGCUGUGACACUGAGGCCUGACUGAAUAGCUAAAACUUUAACUCAGUUCAAGACCAUUAAAUCAGGUAUGACUGAAAAUAAAACAAACACACACAAAUAUUGUCUCUAGGCCUCGGGCUUUCAUUUGGUAUCUUAUUGUGUAUUGUUUGAAUGGUUUUGUAGCCUUUCGUGGUGUUUCCUAGUUGUUUGGUACUCUGCUGAAUGCUGUUUUAUUAUAAAGCAAUCCAGAAUAGCACUUUAAAAUGGCAGUAGGGACUCGGGGUGCAGUUACAGAAGGAAAAAACUGGUUUGCACAAUAUUGUCAAAAUCUCAUUGGAAUGAUUACAGUAAAGCAGUGAAAUGCUGUUGUGCUCUAAAAAGCAAUUCCUGUAAGCCAGUGGCAGCUUGUAGCUUUCAGGUCAGUGGGGCAUUAAAUCUGCUUCAGGUUGGUGUCGUAUCUUUAUGGUCCAAACCUGUUUGUGUUUUUUAAUUUAGAAUAACAUAUUACAAGUAAAGAAGAUAGAUUAAAGAAAGAAUAUAAAAUAAAAAAAACACCAAAGACAUCAUAUUAGACAUACAUACAUGCAUAAACAAAUACAACAAACUUAACUAUCUACAUAUUUACAUUAUCAUUGAUAUCGAUAUUCUUCUAUUUUUAUCUUCCUUUACAGUUGGAUAUUCCAGCAUAUUGUAAAUUAAAUGUUUAUUCCUAUUUUUUAUCAUAUGUCUGUUAAAUUCACGUGGUUGCAUUCUUAACACUUAAGUAAAAAAUAAAAUUUAUCAUUUUAAUAUUUUUGCCCUUUCGUCAUAUAUCUUAAGACAGUUCCAUUAUUUUUCUAAGCUUUCCUUUGAUUUCCCUUUUAGUAAAGCUUCCAAUACAUCCAUAUUUCAAGCUUCAUAUAGUUUGACUAACAAUUCUUCGGUUGAUGGUAUAAUUGACUCUUUCCAAUGUUGUGCAAAUAAAAUUCUUGCGCACGUCACCAUAUACAAAACGAUUCUAUGAGAUUUUGUAUCUUUUAUGUUGCAGGUUAUAUUUAACAGGAAUAAUUUUGGAUCGAGAGGUAUUUUUAUACAAAGGAUAUUUUGAAUUGUCUCAUGUAUCUUUUUCCAGUAUUCUUUAGUUUUGUUACAAGACCACCAUAUAUGAAAAAAGUUUCCCUCCGGUUUACCACAUUUCCAGCAUUUGUUGUUACCUGUUUUAUAUAUAUGAUUAAUUAGUUGUGGUGUUAUGUACCAUCUAUACAUCAUUUUUAAGUAAUUUUCUUUAUAGCUUUGACAUAAUGUAAACUUAUUUGUUUCUUUCCAGGACUUUUCCCAUUCAUCUAGUGUAAUGUUAUUUUGUAUAUCUUCCGCCCAUUUCACCAUACUGUGCUUGAUGGUCUCAUUUUCUAGGUCUCUUUUUUCAGCAGUUUAUAAUACUGUAUUUAGAAAUAUGUUUCCCUUGAUUAUCUAUUAAGAUUCUGUCAAUUUCAUUAUUAAUCAGAGUCAGUCUAGGAGUUUUAUUAUCUUGGUUGAAGCGACUCUUUAAUUGGUUAUAUAAAAACCAGUCUGUCAUAUACCCUUUUUUUCCAAUUUCCUCCAUUAGUAUAGUAUAUUCUCCAUCAGCUUUCUUAGUUAUUAUGUCUCCAUAUCUUAACCAUCCUAGUUGUCUAUUUUUUGUUGUUAUAAUAGGCUUUUUGUAUUGACACCCAAGGGGUAUAUUUCUAUAAAAUUGAUUUUUCACCCUAUACCAUAUUUUAAGUAAUGCCCUUCUUACCACAUGUUGGUUAAAGAUACUAUUCUCUUUCGGGUUUGUGUACCAUAAAUAUGCAUGGAUACCUAGUUUUAGAUUGCAUCCUUCUAUAUUCAGCAGAUCAUCAUCACUUAAUUUAAACCUGUUUUGAGGACAGAGUUGAAUAGAUUAGUUAAAGUGCAGGCUGAAAAUUAGGGCAGAUUCACUGCCCUACUGAUAUGGAAACCACCACCGGCCACUACUGGAAGAUGAUAAACCAUGGGGAGAGGGUAGCAGGAAGCCUUCCUACGUAUGGAACCCACCUGUACUCUCUGUAGCAACCUUCCUUAUGUACAUGGUGCACCAUGAUUAGUUGUAUGUCCCUUUGUGGGAACCCACAAGACAGAGUUCAGAAUCUUUCUUGCAGGGAUAAAGUAGAUAUAAAGUGAGACAGCUGAAAAGCUAUAUGUGGCUUAAAAUUAAGCAAAACACAGGAGCGGACUACAACUUUAACCUUAAUUACACACAAAGUGGUUUCAGUAGCUCUACCUUACAGCCUGUAAAGCAAGGAUGGGAAUUGUUCCCAUCUUUGCUUACAGCCUGUAAAGCAAGGAUGGUAAUUGUUUCUCGAGGUUAUUGGACUGCAGCUCCCAUCACGCUAAACAGCAUAGCCAGUGGGUGAGGAAUGCUGACAGCUGUAGUUCAACAUCUGGAGAACCACCUGAUUCCCAGGCUUCCUGAAGAAUACAGUACAUAUAUCUAAAGGGCUAUGACAACUAUGGUGUCACCAUGUCUCUUAUAUCUGUAAAUUGAUGUGCAUAUACUUCUAACAUUAAGACUGUUUCUUUCUCUUAUGAAGAAUGUAUUCCAUUUUGUCCUUUCAUCUAUUUGUAUAUAUUUCAUCUGUACUUCUUUUUGCAAGUAUUUUUUAAAUAAAAUGUUGCAUAAAUUACUUUCAAAGGCC
This is a messenger RNA of Sceloporus undulatus (fence lizard), 4763 nucleotides long. It is a transcript of the gene PRIM1, whose product is annotated as DNA primase subunit 1. Gene Ontology annotation, cellular component: alpha DNA polymerase:primase complex. The record is from RefSeq and is a predicted model, not a curated record. Lineage: Eukaryota; Metazoa; Chordata; Lepidosauria; Squamata; Phrynosomatidae. Gene Ontology annotation, biological process: DNA replication, synthesis of primer.